Molecule: messenger RNA, 890 nt
Organism: Chaetomium fimeti
Lineage: Eukaryota; Fungi; Ascomycota; Sordariomycetes; Sordariales; Chaetomiaceae
Exons: 3
Coding region: 112-693 (193 amino acids)
Biological process (GO): endosome organization; regulation of protein localization
Cellular component (GO): BLOC-1 complex; endosome
Source: RefSeq, a predicted model, not a curated record
CAAGUGACACCAUCUUCACAAACAAACACUUCCACUUCAGCCCACACCGGCCACAAGCCUCGUCACACCCCUCAACCUACUUGAACAUUAUCCGUUUGCCCACUCGUCACCAUGACUUCCUCAUACGCCCCCCAAUACUAUGGCAGCGGUGCCCUGCCCAUUCCCCCCAGCAAGCCCCAGUACCAGAGCCCCGCCAGCGGCUACUACCCCAGCGGGGAGAGCACCUACUCGGUGUCGCCGCCUGAGGACCUGGACCCUUCCGUCGUCAGCUCGGAAUCGGGCUACGGCAACAGCUACUCGGUGACCACCAGCUACGCCGGCAGCAGCCAGGGCGAGUACGAGAGCAGCGCGGGCUCCGCCGCCGGCGUUGACCUCAACGAGUACAUGCAGGAGCGCUUUGCCGCCACCUUUGACCCGCUCGCUCUUGACAAGUGCACCGCCAAGCAGGCACAGACAUCUGGCCACCUGAACGCCAAACACCGCGAGCUGCUCGAGCUGCAGGCAAAGGCGCAGGCGCGCCUGGCCAAAUCGCGGGCGCGGUUCGCGCAGGGGCUCGAGGACGCGCGCGAGGUGCGCGAGGAUCUCGAGUGGACGCAGAAGAAGGUCGCAUCCCUCAAGACCAAGGCGUCAAAAAAGCACACCAAGGAGUACGCAAAGGCGCGGGCGCGGUACCCGUCGCCGGAUCUGUACUAAUCUCUUCAGCCUUGUUGCUGUAGUCUGGUUUCAUUUCCCGGCGUUGCGGUUGAUUUAGCGUUUCUUUUUUGAGCCUCAUUCCAAAAACGGCAGAAACAGGGUCGCGCCCAUCUGUUUGUUCCUGAUCGAACGAGCAGAUGAGGGUGCGUCUGACCGCAAGAUCGGGGGAGUGGGGAGAGGGGGCGUGUGAGAAAGAG